Messenger RNA from Penicillium riverlandense, 891 nucleotides. RefSeq names its product MBL fold metallo-hydrolase. Lineage: Eukaryota; Fungi; Ascomycota; Eurotiomycetes; Eurotiales; Aspergillaceae. Bases 1 to 891 code for a protein of 296 amino acids. The record is from RefSeq and is a predicted model, not a curated record. The transcript has a single exon.
AUGACAGCCUUAGAUGAGUCUUCGCCCCUGAGAGCUACUUUCCUGGGCGUGAGCACCAUUCUCUUCGACGAUGGAGUUGACUCGAUCUUGAUCGACGGAUUCUUUACUCGGCCUUGGUACUUUUCCACACUACUCGGAUCCAUAAGCCCCAAUGAGCAGAAAGUAUCAGAGUGUCUCCAGCGAGCGGGUAUUGAUCAGCGUCUGCAUGCGGUCCUUGUCGCCCACUCGCACUAUGAUCAUGUUCUAGACGCUCCUACCGUUUGUAAAAUGACUGGGGCAAAGCUUGUCGGAUCCAGUUCUACGCAGCAGGUCGGUAAGGGGCACGGGCUAUCAGACGAACAGAUCGUUGUCUGUGAAGACCAGCAAAAAAUCGGCUUUGGAAACUUCCAGGUGACCAUCAUUGAGGGCAUACAUUCCCCCGGCGAUGUGGCACCUGGGGACAUCACAGAGCCUCUGCAAACGCCUUGUUCCAUGACCAAGUUUCGAACCGGCAAAUGCUUCUCAUUCUUUAUUCAACAUGGAUCAACUCGCAUCUUUGUCCACCCAAGCGCCAACUUCGUCCCCGGGAAGCUCUGCGGUUUUCAAUCUCCCACGCUUUUUCUAGGCAUUGGAGCCGUGGGUAAACAAUCCUCUGAUUUCCGAGAGCAGUACUGGGAACACGUUGUCCAGGCUAUUCAGCCGAACCGAAUUAUCCCUAUCCACUGGGAUAAUUUCUUCUAUUCGUUGGAUCGUCCUCUGUUUCCCUUACCUUGGUUUGCAGACACAUUUUCGGUGACGGAAACAUGGCUGAAAGAGGGAUGUGCAGCUGCUGGGAUUACCUUGCGUUUCCCAAAGUCGUGGGAAGUGAUGGAUCACUCGUAUUCCAGUGAGUCACUGAUCGCGACGAAGUAA